This is a messenger RNA of Struthio camelus australis, 3141 nucleotides long. Lineage: Eukaryota; Metazoa; Chordata; Aves; Struthioniformes; Struthionidae. The record is from RefSeq and is a predicted model, not a curated record.
CAGCCUGAGGUACGGGACGAACUCCGUGAGUACGCCAGCUUGAAAUACUGAGCAAGCUCAAACUCUUAGUCACUUUCGAAGCUGCACGCCAAACUCAGUUGUUGCUAUUGUUUUAGAGGAAAAGCGCUAUUUAGAUGCUAAAUAAAUAUUGCGCUGUGCAGAGUAGAGACCUUAGGGCCAUUGCGGUUGAGCUCAUCCAGCUGCCAAAGCAGAUUUUUUUUUCUUUAUGUGUGUUUAUUCACGUGGAGAGGACGAGGGAUGCCUCUGCUAUGAGUUUCACACAGCUGGGCUCAAAGAAAUCAGACGUGGGAUCUCAGAAGAGGCUCUAGCUCUAAACAGAGGUAAAGCCAAGAGCAUAACUGAGAUCACUAGAUCCUAAGUGAUUAAUGGUUUUAAAAAUGGUUUUUAGCACUUUAAACUCUGCAGAGGAGCAGUUUUCCUGAACGGUUCGCAAAGAGCCUGGCUACAAGCUUUAUAUGUUGCUAUUUUUCUUGGCAUUUGCACAGUUUUCCUUAUCCUCUCGCUAUGAGGUCUUGGUGACCUUAGCAAUUGCCAGCAAGAGGACUCCAUAUGAUGAAAGCAGGUGAAAGGGAAAAUAAGGGCGGGAACUAGGUAAGGCCAAUUCAUAGCUCAGAGGAGGUGUGGUCCGGUUAUGUACCUGGCCGCGCUCGCAGUCUUGUGAAAUAUAAAAGGGGAAGUUUCUCAAGUAAUUCACUGCCAGGAUCCUGCAGCGAGAAGGAAGGGAGGCGCUGGGAGAAAUGCAGAGUGAGAAGGCUGAAGGAUCAGCUGCGAAAGCUUCAGAAGGCGUCAGUGGGGCUGAGCGUGGGGCCACGGCCGGCCCUGCUCUGUAGGGCCGGUCCCAGGCGGUAGCCCCGCUCCCUUGCCCAGCAGGCUGGCUUGGAAGGAGAAAGGAGCCAUCAUGUCCCACAGAGGGGCAGCAGCACGUGAAGCCAGCAAGCCCCAGGACCGGGGCUGGGCCUGGAUGGUCCUGCUUGCCGCGGUGCUGCUGCAAGGACUGACUCUGGGCUUCCCCUCCUGCAUUGGUGUCUUCUUCACGGACCUUCAGCAUGAAUUCCAGGCCACCAACAGCGAGACGUCAUGGUUCCCCUCCAUCAUGGUGGCUGUGCUGCACGCUGGCGGGCCCCUCUGCAGCCUCUUGGUUAAGCGAUUUGGCUGCAGGUUUGCUGUGAUGCUGGGAGGCCUGCUCAGCGGAGUGGGCAUGGUGUCCAGCUCCUUCUGCAAGUCCCUCAGCCAGCUUUACUUAACAGCCGGCUUCAUCACUGGUCUGGGAUCGUGCUUCAGCUUCCAGGCAGGAGUGACUGUGUUGGGCUACUACUUUGUGCGGUGGCGAACCUUGGCCAAUGCCAUGGCGUCCACUGGCGUCUCCCUCGGUUUCACGCUGUGGCCGCUGCUUUCUCAGUACUUGCUGGAUGAGAUGGGCUGGAGAAACACUUUUCUCCUCUUUGGAGGAAUACUACUCAACUGCUGCGUUUGUGGAGCCAUUAUGAGACCUGUCCAGCUUGCGUCCCGACCAGUACUACAGCCAGCCAGGCCUGGAGAGGAGCCAGGGAGAGAAGCAGAAGAGGCACAGCUAGCCAAUGGAGCAUCUUCUCCCCACCCCGAGGUCCCGCAGCAAGCCAGGAGGCCUGCAUGCCUCCAGAUGUUGCACAAGUACCUGGCUUUUGACAUCUUCUGCCAAAACAAAGGUUACCAGAUUUAUACUAUUGGAGUGACCUGGAUGAUGAUGGGGUUUGCAUUACCCCACAUCUACCUCGUGCCUUAUGCCAUCCACAGUGGGCUGGAGGAACGCAGGGCAGCUCUCCUCAUCUCCGUUAUCGGGUUCAUCAACAUCUUCAUACGCCCUUUCACAGGGCUGCUCUCGGGACUCAGCGUCUUCACAGGGAGACGUAUCUAUCUGUUCAGCCUGGCUGUACUCCUCUGCGGGCUGAGCAAUUUCAUCUGUGUCCUUUCAGCCAAGUUCAGCGCACUCAUCAUCUACUGCGUCAUCCUCAGCAUAGCCAUGAGCGGCAUCGGGGCACUCACCUUCCAGGUGCUGAUGGACGUGGUGGAGAUGGACAGGUUCUCAAGCGCGUUGGGGCUCUUCACUGUCCUGGAAAGUAUCACUCUCCUCAUUGGACCGCCUCUCACAGGUCUCCUGGUGGACAUAACCAAUGAUUUCCACUGUGUCUUCUACACCUCCAGUUUUUUCCUGAUAUCGGCUUCAUUAUUCAUGGUGCUCAGCUUCUGUGCCCUGGAAAGAAAAAGCAAACUGAAAGAGGCCUCCAAAGUACCUUCUUUGGAUCAUCCCUCCAGAUAUCAAUACAGUGAAAUACUAACUGAAUCACAGUCUGAAAGACAACCUCUUCCGGCAGUCAUCUACAUCACGAGCAUAUGAAAAGAAAAAAAAAACAAAACCAAAAAAAACAAAAAGAGAGAGGAACCCAAACAAUUAUGUGGCCAGUACAAAGCUACACAAGGCCCAGCACUGAUGGUAGAUGAGAAGACUGACUGCUUUCCACGAUUACCAUCUCCCUUCUGUCCUGCACUUCCACUCAGCGGGGCCACAUUGGACUCCAUGGGAGCAAUCCACAUCAAAGGCUGAGCCCCAUAGGCAGCAUCAGCCAAGGAACAGACAGAAUUAUGCCUUCCUAAAGCAAACCAUGGGAUAGUGACCAUGGGAGCUGGUUCAGAGACACAAAAGCUAAGCCCAUUCCAGUGGUUUAAGUCAGUGUCUUUAAGAGGCCCCUGGAAUUUCCUCUACACAUCUCAGUUGCUAACACUGGCAAAUACAUAUUAAUGGCUAUGCACAAGGCUGAUCUUUUCACAAACAGGUAUCACUUGGGCCUGGAAAAGGUCAUCAUUACUGGCUGGCCUAGUCAGAACGUGUCAUUUUGGGGCAGGGGAAGGAAAAGACAAACGCUUCCCACAGGAAGGCUGUUGUUAUUCCCUGUACCUCUAAAUAGCACACGAAGGCUGCGGUAUGGGUUGCCGAACUCAGGCAAGCCUCUAGCCAGAUCAAAUAUUCUUUCCUACAAGGUAUGCUUGAUUUCUUCAUUUCGCGGACACUUCCAAAGACCCAAAGGUUCAACUCCAAAGCAUCAACACCAAAAAACCCCCAAUCCUAGAGUGUCUGUUUUUUAU